Messenger RNA from Talaromyces amestolkiae, 888 nucleotides. RefSeq lists its product as uncharacterized. The record is from RefSeq and is a predicted model, not a curated record. NCBI's taxonomy places the organism in Eukaryota, Fungi, Ascomycota, Eurotiomycetes, Eurotiales, Trichocomaceae. The transcript is spliced from 2 exons. Gene Ontology annotation, cellular component: mitochondrion. The coding region runs from base 1 to 888 and encodes 295 amino acids. Gene Ontology annotation, biological process: pyrimidine nucleotide import into mitochondrion. Gene Ontology annotation, molecular function: pyrimidine nucleotide transmembrane transporter activity.
AUGAUAAUGUCGUCCGACGACAGCGCACCCAGGCCGCUUGUUCGCCCCGAGCAGCAAGAGUACCAUGAGCACCAUGCCUCGACACACCUUCCCAGCUCGAUGACGACGUCAACGCCUUACGGCAAGAUGCUCACGCGCCUCGAAAUCGCUUCAACACACAUCCCGAGUUUCUACAUCACCCCCUUUUGCGGCGCAAUGGCCGGCGUGGCCUCGGGCAUAGUGACAUGUCCUCUCGACGUCAUCAAGACUAAGCUACAGGCACAAGGGGGAUUUUUACGCAGGCGCGCGGGACACCGAGGAGACACCGCUCAGUUAUACAGAGGAAUGAUCGGCCUCACACCGGCCCUACUCGGCUUAUCGCAUGUCGCUAUUCAAUUCCCGCUGUACGAAUACUUCAAAAUGGCGUUUACAGGCUACGGGAUUGGUGAGCACCCAGAUGAAGGUGACUCACACUGGGUCGGGAUUUCUUUAGCAACUUUCCUCAGCAAAGUAUGCGCCAGUACCGCUACAUAUCCUCACGAAGUGCUGCGCACGCGAUUACAAACUCAACAACGACAUCCUCCCGCAUCAUCUCCCGAAGAAAUCGCAUUCCGCGGCGGACUUGAUCACCCAGCCGAUCGUGGACGACCACCUGGCGCUGCAUCAUCUGACGGCAUGCCAAAUAGACCCCGCUACGCUGGUGUCUGGCGUACAUGUCAGACUAUCCUUCGUGAGGAAGGCUGGCGUGCCUUCUAUUCGGGAAUUGGCACCAAUCUGAUACGAGCCGUUCCUGCAGCCAUGACCACCAUGCUCACAUAUGAAUAUCUCCGAAAGACGAUCCAUACGCUCCAGCACGAAGGUCAGAAGAAACUGGAUGAUGUAAAUGUGGAAGGUGAUACCCUUAUCUAG